AUGUGCGACGAAGGAAUCGGUACCGAAUGCAACUUUUUCGACGUUGAGGGUUGUAGCGAAGCACUUGCAGCAUCAGGCCUGAGCGAGGACGAAAGCGGACGUCAAACAUGCUCAGGUGUCAUCAGGGCAACCAACGCCGAAUGCUCCUGUUCGUGCGACUGCGGUGCCGGCGGGGCGUUCAAUAGCCGAGGCGACUUCGACGAUCUUUUUGACGGAAUUGCGAACAGCUGCGUCAUCGACGCCGGCAGUCACCCAGGCUCUGAUACCUAUCAGGGCACUAUUGGUGGUCGCAUAACGUGUUCGCUCACCUGA
Molecule: messenger RNA, 312 nt
Organism: Somion occarium
Lineage: Eukaryota; Fungi; Basidiomycota; Agaricomycetes; Polyporales; Cerrenaceae
Source: the annotation of a GenBank genome assembly